Serpula lacrymans var. lacrymans S7.9 is the source of this 605-nucleotide messenger RNA. RefSeq lists its product as uncharacterized. The transcript is spliced from 2 exons. Lineage: Eukaryota; Fungi; Basidiomycota; Agaricomycetes; Boletales; Serpulaceae. The annotation marks the transcript as partial. The record is from RefSeq and is a predicted model, not a curated record.
UACCGCGGCAUGAUGCCCAUCACCACGUUUUAUGCUCGAACAGUGAUAUCCAGCGGUGAAGGCUCACUUCGGACGAUAUACAUCUAACCUACUCGUGCUGGUCUGAAAGUGGGCCCGGUAACUCGGAAAGUUAACGGUGUUUGAUCUGCCUGCCAAACUAUGACAACUUAGGGACUUGUCACGGGAGCGUGAGCAAUGUCGACGUCUUGCAAACUAAUAUAUGUCGAUUUUACGCCGUAAAUCUUCUAGGACUCGGAGAGAACCCUAGACAUCAUUUUUCUACCAUGUGUUGAAGAACAAGGAUGGCAAUUUUGCAUGCAUGAAGAAAGUGAACAGCUACGUCUAUUGGUGUUCCGACUGCAGGCUUCAUGAUAUAAUUGACAUUUACUAUGAAUAUAGUGGCAAAAUUUCGUUCUCUAUGGUUGAUAUCCUUGCGUUAAGCGAUAGUGAAAAAUUGUCAGAGUACUUCUCAAUUGCAGCACAAAAUAAUCAGAGCGGCAUCGCCAUACGCACAUGGGCAAGUAGAUGCGAAGAUGACCUGGUGUAUGAAAAAGUAAAGCUCCUCACUAGAAUCCCACAUGAGAUCAAAAAACAAUUUUGGAAAC